This is a messenger RNA of Cottoperca gobio, 2557 nucleotides long. RefSeq names its product ESX-1 secretion-associated protein EspI-like. Lineage: Eukaryota; Metazoa; Chordata; Actinopteri; Perciformes; Bovichtidae. The coding region runs from base 878 to 1450 and encodes 190 amino acids. The transcript has 2 exons. The record is from RefSeq and is a predicted model, not a curated record.
GAGUGGAGACAGAGGGGGGCGUGGCAGGUGCGAGUUCAGGCACAGACGUGACAAUUUGAGACUUGUUGAUUUCCACAAAAAGGGAAACAGUUGUGAGGAGUUAACACAUUAUGAAAGAUUGAUUUUAAUUUAUUUUUUAUGCCUAUAUUGGAAUUUAUUUUGUUUGUUGGUUAAUUUCACUCCUGUCAUUGCUUCAGUGUGUUGAUAUCCAUAAUAUACAGAAAUAUCAGCCUUUGUGGAAAGAAAAAUCUGAAUAUUUUCUUUUAGUGUAAUAAAUGGAGUAUGAAAAUGGUCUUUGGAGUUCAAGCCUCUUCUGUUAUUAAUGAGCAUUAUGAGAAGACCAGAUGUGUCUCUUGUGUAAGACCUGCCACAUACAGCACUAAUUCAAUUACAUUUAAGUCUUAACUAGUAUCAUCCGUGUGUUUUACCUCCCUUUCUGAUUGUUAAUUUGUUUCUCCUGAGUCCAUUUAACCUGCUCUUGUGUCUUGUUCCCUCGUUUGGUGUAUGUAUCCCUGUCUGCCCCCAGUGCGCCUUGUCAGAUCGUCAUUCAUGUUACGCGGUUGCCUCCUCCUCUGCCUCCUCGUGUCUACCCCGUGUCGGUUUGUGUUUUCAGUUUUAUUUGUUACUUUGUAUUUUUUAUUCAGUUUUGUUUUAUUAAAGGCUUGCUUUUUGUUAAAACCUCGUCUGUUAUCCUACAAUUGGGUCCUCUCCUGUACCAUACCAUAACAGAACGAUCCGACCAGAGUGUGGACCCAACAGCGAUUUUAGGUGACGAACUAUAUAAUCUCGCAAACGCUCUCAUGUGUCUCCAUGGGGAGUCGAAAAGAGCCCCUGUUUAUAGACUCAACAGGUGGCUUUAAGUGUGGCUCAAGAGAAAAUGGCCGAGAAGCCCGAGCUAAGGAGUCUUCUGCCUAAGUGGCUUCAAGUAUUUUUGAAAUUUCCACUUUGUCCGCCUUGUCCUCAGCCAACUUCCGUGCCGCGAGAUAUCUCGUUUUCUGAGGCCAUACUGCGACAGCCCCCCGAUCCUGAUGCCGGGACGCGACAGCCCCCCGUUCCUGCUGCCGGGCCGCGACAGCCCCCCAAUCCUGCUGCCGGGACGCGACAAACCCCCGAUCCUGCUGCCAGGCUGCGACAGAACCCUGUUCCUGCUGUCGGGCCACGACAGACCCCACUUCCUGCUCCAGCCCUUGACCCAUUCCUGGGUACUCGCCAGGCACUGGGAGGUCCUCUCUGUGUCCAGAGGACAUCCAGGCUUCUGAGGAGGAGAUCCAGCCGUUUAAUCCGCUGGCAUUCCAGCUCCCAGACUCACAUUCCUGCUGCCGGGCCGCGACAGACCCCCGUUUCUGCUGCCGGACCUCCGCAGACCCCCGUUCCUGCUGCUGUCGCACCUCAUCAGCCUCUCGAGACCCCUGCAUUCCACUCGCCUCUCGAGACCCCUGCGUUCCCCUGACCUCUCGAGACCCCCAUCCCUGCGCUCCCUUCGCCUCUCGAGACCCCAUUCCCUGCGCUCCCCUCGCCUCUCGAGACCCCAGUCCUUGUGCUCUCUGUCGCCUCUCGAGACCCCAGGGCCCCGUCGCCUCUCGAGACCCCAGUGCCCCGUCGCCUCUUGAGACCCCAGUCUCUGCGCUCCCCUCGCCUCUCAAGACCCCAGUCCCUGCGUUCCUCGAGAUCCCGGUCUCUCUGUCCACCUCAAGCCCAGACUCUCCGCCGGCCUCCUUCUCCUGUACCAUACCGUGACAGUCUGUGUCUCCACUUCCUGCCCAUGUGUUUCCCAUCUGUCAUCAGUGAUUCCACCUGUGUCUCGUUACCCCGCCCACUUCCUGGUGUAUAUGGUCUGUGUUUUGUUCCCCUCAUUGCCAGUUCCUCUUUGUUCCUCCGCGUCGUAGUGUUCCAGCGGUUGUCCCAUGUGCCUGAUCCUGAUUCCGUGACGCGUGACCCGUGACCCGUGACCCGACUCUGCCUUCGCCUACUCCUUGCCUGUUUUUUUUGCCUCGCUGACUGCCUUUUCGUGUACUGACCUGUUUUUGCUACAAGUAAAGACUGUUUUCCCGUACCCAGUCUCUGAGUCGUGGCAUUUGAGUCCCAUCCCAUUCCCUGUGUUCAGUACGUGUCAUUACAAUGUGAUUAGACUGGUACACAGAAAUCUGAUUGCUUUAUUCAAACUAACACUUAAAACGAAAUAGUGCACAAGAACAAUAGUACUCUGGAGAAGCUAGUGAGUCAUACAAAGUUUAAUAUAUUUAUAUUAAUUUUAAGUCAAUUAGUUAUCCAUAAAGUUGGGAUUUUUGGAAAUUAAAAUGGUUUCCAUGAAGGUAAAUCAGAACAAAAUAUGUUGUUUGUUUUUUAAAAGAGGACUGAUGAAGUUAUUGCACGUUGUGUUUGUGUUGUGUUGAGAUGCUCAUGUGUUUGUAGCUGUUAUAAUGAAGUAAAUGCAUAUAAAAGAUUGACUGUUGUUAAACUGCAAUGAAAUCACGUGAGGAUUAAAGCCUGGAGAAGUAUUAGGCCUCUGAUGAUAAACAUGUACCUGUUUGUAACAAAGAAUCAUAUUCAAGAAUAA